AUGGUACACAGCGUAGCUAUCUCCCCCAGGAACAUCGAGCUCUUAAACAAAAUUAUCAGGGAGCUAUUAGCAUCUCUAGAGCGACAAAUGUUAGAGUUCGUCGAGAUACUUUUGGAUGUCUUGAUACUUCCGUCAAGCAACAAACGAAAUUUAGUCGUCUCGCUGGCCGGUGGGAAUAAAAAUCUGGCAUUUGAUGAAGACGAAGGUAUGGGUUACUAUGACCUAGGAUACAAUAACAUAGUUGGAAUGAUUCAUCUACGAAACAUGAUUUUGGACUUUCAGAAACAGAAUAGCUCAGCAAACAUUUCAGAAGUUGAUUAUAUAUUACAAGUACUACACCAAGUGGACACUAUACACAAUUACUUCAUACACAUAUUAAAGUGUCUCAGUCUGCAUGUAGAAGUUCCAAUCUGUACAAGCAUAUACAAGACCACCCUCGCUGUGAUGCUACCGUACUUCGAACAGAUGUUUUUCAGCAUGAAAACAUUCUACAAUAUAGUAUGCUCAUUACUAGACGAUGCCCGCAAAACCGGCCUUUCCGAUGAUGACAUAUUUCAAGUGGACAGUGAUGUAUUUGUUCAAAUCCAGCAACUGAAAAAGCUCGACCACCAAUUCAAUGGGCUCAUCGCCAGUCUAGACACCAACAAUUAA
This is a messenger RNA of Eremothecium cymbalariae DBVPG#7215, 651 nucleotides long. RefSeq lists its product as uncharacterized. The transcript has a single exon. Lineage: Eukaryota; Fungi; Ascomycota; Saccharomycetes; Saccharomycetales; Saccharomycetaceae. The record is from RefSeq and is a predicted model, not a curated record. Bases 1 to 651 code for a protein of 216 amino acids.